Molecule: messenger RNA, 579 nt
Organism: Aspergillus luchuensis
Lineage: Eukaryota; Fungi; Ascomycota; Eurotiomycetes; Eurotiales; Aspergillaceae
Exons: 1
Coding region: 1-579 (192 amino acids)
Source: RefSeq, a predicted model, not a curated record
AUGAGCAAGCUUGGACGGAGUCCAGCUGGAGCAAAUAAAAGGAACUUUUACCUUCCGCUCACCGCGGUUUAUGAAAUGUGGUGUAAGAAGCUCAUUGGAGAAGGGGUUACGCCAUACGUCUUCCAAUGUACGUGGAAUGAGGAGGGAGACUUUUUCCUCGGUGCCUCGAGAGGAGCAUACAGUCGUCAUUCAGAGCGACCCUGGCUAGCCGUCGUCGACCGUGCCCGAUUUGGCGUUAUCAAGUCUGAGCCAUUAACGUUGGCCGGCUGGUCAUUGGCCCGAUCACCUUGCAUGGAGUGGAGAAAGAAGAAGGAUGGAACGCCAUUUGGACGUUGCGCCGAGACAUACCCUUUCUGCAAGCUCCUCAAAACCUGUGGGAAGGGACAAGCCGAGAAGGUAUAUGGUCUCGCUUUGUCCAGGCCGUACUUGUCUUCUCCUCACUAUGACGAUCGACUAUCUGGGCCGAUCUGGGCGAGGUUAUGGAAGCCUUGUUUGAACUGCAAAGAGCUCAUCAGAAUUCACGGUGGCAAGUACGAGAACUUCCUCGUUGCCACUGGAAGUGCAGGCGCUCCGCCCUAA